This is a messenger RNA of Heterostelium album PN500, 1731 nucleotides long. RefSeq lists its product as uncharacterized. The transcript is spliced from 2 exons. Lineage: Eukaryota; Evosea; Eumycetozoa; Acytosteliales; Acytosteliaceae. The coding region runs from base 1 to 1731 and encodes 576 amino acids. Gene Ontology annotation, molecular function: protein binding; zinc ion binding. The record is from RefSeq and is a predicted model, not a curated record.
AUGACAUCAAGUUGUUCUAGACAUCAGAAAUCAUAUAGAUUUAUAUGUUAUCAAUGCAAUCAGUUAAUGUGUGCAUUGUGCAUUACAAAACACAAUAAGAAUCACAAUGAUCAUGCCAAUCAAUUAGAUCAUAUCAAAGAAAUAAAACAAUCAUUAGAUAAUCUACGUAGUAUUGAUGUCCCUCGGCAAAAUGAUAAUAAUGAUGAUAAACAUGAACAACCAACUUUAAAAAAACAAAAACUAGAUAGCAUAGUUGAUAAUGAUAAUAAAAAUAAAAAGAAAAAUAAAGAUAGAAAAUCAAUUUGGAACACAUUGAAAUCAGAUACUUCAAGAUAUGAGAGUUUAACACUGACAGAGAAUGAAAUCACACAACAUUUUAAACAACUUUAUGAUUACAUUGCAAUGGAAGAAUACAAGUUAAAGAAAUCAAUAAUAGCCACCAAAGACAUUAUUGAACAUCAACUCAAUAAUUAUAUCAAUGAAUUAAAACAUUUAAAUAGUAUUAUAGAUUUAAAUAAUAACUUUAAUAACAUCAAACAAAAUAGUAAUUAUAAUAGUAAAGAAGUUGUAAAAAAUGAAAUGAAAAUAGAGAAUACAACUGAGCAAUAUUCAUUAGAAUCAAUAUUGAAAUCAAUAUCAUCAUGUUCAACAUUACAGUCAUUCAUCGAUGAUAAUAAUCAAACAUUGUUCAGUAAUCAGAUGAUCGAUGACCAUCCAUCAGUUCAAGAGCAAUUAGAACAAUAUGAUAACGAUUCAUUAUCAUUAUUAUUGGAUACAAUUUAUAAAUACAACGAUAGAUUCCAACCAACAGCAACUGAUAGAAUCACUGAUAAUACUAUAAGCAGAUUGUAUACACAACGACCAGAUUUUAAACAACUUGAUUCAAUCAUACAACAAUCAAUUACUCUUUUAACAGACAACACAACAUCAUAUAUUUUUUCAACACCCUCUUUUAGUGGAGCAGCAACACUCAUCAACCUAUCAAAUAAUAAUACAGUGGAACAAUUCAGUAUUGACUUUGAUUUUAGUGGAACAUACAGUUCGAUUGUUGCAGUUGGUGAAUAUAUCUAUGUAUUCGGUGGUUAUAACGAUCCAAAGAAAUGGAUGAAAUUCUCAAUCAAAUCGAAAUCAGUUGAGCAUAUCGGUGAUAUCGUAGGAAUCGAUGUUAGUUGUGAUUUAUCAGCUUGUUAUGAUGGUAAAGAUCAUAUCUAUUUGGUGGGAGAUAAACAAGAGAUCGAUCGAUUCAAUAUCAAUACGAUGAAGUUUGAGAUAUAUCAUAAAUUUACAACAAUCAAAUAUGGAAAAUUCAGUCAAGUAUUAUCAUUAAUGAUCUUCAAAGGUUCAUUGUAUAUAGUUGGAUUAGAGAACAAUAUGGUAUUUCAAAUCGAUUUGACAAGAAAAACUUUAAAACCACAUAUAAUUGGCUGUAAACCAUUCACAGCUUGUCACGAUGACAAUGGAAACCUCUACACAAACGAAUAUUCCAAAAAACAAAUCACCAAAUACAAUGUUGAAAGCAAACAAGUCGAUACCAUUGAUAUUCCAGAAAUAGGUGAUGAACUUAAUUUGAUGUAUCACCGAGAGUCACCAUUUUCAAGCUUUAUCUAUUCAUUUGGUGGUUGUGAUUGUGGUAAUUUCAAAUAUUCAAUUGAAUCCAACAAAUGCGAGCCAUUCUUUGAAGAGGAUACAUUCUGUAGGCAUAUAAGUGGAUCCGUAUCAAUCAAAUUUUAA